Molecule: messenger RNA, 450 nt
Organism: Aaosphaeria arxii CBS 175.79
Lineage: Eukaryota; Fungi; Ascomycota; Dothideomycetes; Pleosporales
Product: 40S ribosomal protein S19
Exons: 8
Coding region: 1-450 (149 amino acids)
Biological process (GO): translation; ribosomal small subunit assembly
Cellular component (GO): cytosolic small ribosomal subunit; ribosome
Molecular function (GO): RNA binding; structural constituent of ribosome
Source: RefSeq, a predicted model, not a curated record
AUGGGUGGCGUUUCCGUCAAAGAUGUCGAUGCUCAGAAGUUCAUCGCCGCAUACUCCGCUUUCUUGAAGCGUCAGGGAAAGCUCCCAAUCCCAGGCUGGGUUGAUACCGUGAAGACUUCCCACUCCAACGAGCUUCCUCCCCAGGACCAGGACUGGUUCUACGUCCGCGCCGCCGCUGUCGCCCGCCACGUCUACAUGCGCAAGACCGUCGGUGUUGGCCGUCUCCGCAAGGUUCACGGAUCCACCAAGAACCGUGGUUCCCGCCCCUCCCACCACGUCGACGCCUCCGGUGCCGUCGACCGCAAGAUCCUCCAGGCCCUCGAGAAGAUCGGUGUCGUUGAGCAGGACGAGGACAAGGGUGGCCGAAGGAUCACCCAGUCCGGCCAGCGUGAUUUGGACCGUAUCGCCCAGACCACCCUCGAGGCCGAGGAGGAGGAGGAUGACGAGUAA